This is a messenger RNA of Parasteatoda tepidariorum (common house spider), 531 nucleotides long. Its product is annotated as general transcription factor II-I repeat domain-containing protein 2A-like. The record is from RefSeq and is a predicted model, not a curated record. Lineage: Eukaryota; Metazoa; Arthropoda; Arachnida; Araneae; Theridiidae.
AUGCAAACUUUAGGAAGCAAUAACUUAUCUCACUUCGCCAGCUGCAGUCGUUUGACGUCAGAGUGUAAGAAAGUGCUGAAUUUUUCUGAAUUUUGCCCUGAAUUGCAGACAAUUAUUGAUGAAUUCAACGCGAGAUUUUCAGAUUUUGAUAGUAUCAAGAAUGACGUGUCUCUGUUUAGUAAUCCAGUCAAAGCAAGCAUUGAGGAACAAACGGUCAACCUACAAUUAGAGCUCUGUGAUCUCCAGGUUGACCCGUUCUUUCAAACAAGAACCGAAAGGAGACCCAAGUUCUUCAAAUUGCUUCCAAUUGAACGGUUUCCAAAUCUGCGUGACUUAGGACUGAAAAUAACUUUCAUGUUUGGGAGCACAUAUUUAUGCGAAAGUGCUUUUUCGGCGAUGAAGUUUAUCAAGAAUCGUCACAGGAGCUCUCACUCCGACAGUUCAUUGUUAGACUCUCUUCGGCUGCCAACGACAAACAUCGAUGUUGACAUUCCUGCCCUUAUAAAGAAGGCUGAUCGGCCUCAGUUUUAA